GGGCUGGCGCUGAUGCUGCGGAGGGUGCUGGCAGAGCGGCGGAUGCUCAGUGUAUCCUGAGAGGUGGUUCACGCUGCAGCCCGUGCGCGCUGUCUCUUUAUAUUCCCCGCUCCCUUUCCGCCCGCUCUCACCCUCCCCCCGCGCUCCCCGGCUCCGCGGCAGGGGCCCGGCGGGAGUCCAGCAGGUCGCCGCAGUGCCGCUCCUCCCGCACACUGCCCGAUGCCCACGUUAUGUCGCCAUAGACCAGUUUGAUGGGGCUCUUACGGAUUAUGAUGCCGCCCAAGUUGCAGCUGCUGGCGGUGCUGACCUUUGGGGUCGCCAUGCUCUUCCUGGAGAACCAGAUCCAGAAACUGGAGGAUUCCAGGGGGAAGCUCGAAAGAGCGAUUGCACGGCAUGAAGUACGGGAAAUCGAGCAGCGCCACUCCAUGGAUGGCUCCAGGCAGGAGAUCUCCCUGGAUGAUGACGAAGACAUUUUGAUUAUUUAUAACAGAGUUCCUAAGACUGCCAGCACUUCCUUUACAAACAUUGCCUAUGACCUCUGUGCAAAAAACAAGUAUCAUGUGUUGCACAUUAACACAACCAAAAAUAACCCAGUGAUGUCUCUACAAGAUCAGAUGCGAUUCGUAAAGAAUGUUAGUUCCUGGAGAGAGAUGAAACCAGGCUUCUAUCAUGGACACAUUUCUUAUCUGGACUUCGCAAAAUUUGGUGUUAAAAAGAAACCCAUUUAUAUUAAUGUAAUCAGAGAUCCUAUUGAGAGGCUUGUCUCGUAUUACUAUUUCUUACGAUUUGGUGAUGAUUAUCGACCAGGUCUACGCAGAAGAAAACAAGGAGAUAAAAAGACCUUUGAUGAAUGUGUAGCAGCUGGAGGCUCUGACUGCGCUCCAGAGAAACUUUGGCUUCAGAUCCCGUUCUUCUGUGGCCACAGCUCAGAAUGCUGGAAUGUGGGAAGCAGAUGGGCCUUAGAUCAAGCCAAAUACAACCUGAUUAAUGAAUACUUUCUUGUGGGAGUCACAGAAGAACUUGAAGAUUUCAUCAUGCUAUUGGAAGCAGCCUUGCCCCGUUUCUUCAGAGGUGCAACUGAGCUUUACCGUUCAGGAAAGAAGUCCCAUCUUCGAAAAACAACAGAGAAGAAGGCACCUUCUAAAGAAACUACAGCAAAGCUCCAGCAAUCUGACAUCUGGAAGAUGGAGAACGAGUUCUAUGAAUUUGCUCUAGAACAGUUUCAGUUUGUCAGGGCACACGCAGUUCGAGAAAAAGAUGGAGAGCUGUAUAUCCUGGCACAAAACUUUUUCUAUGAAAAAAUUUACCCAAAGUCAAACUAAGGGAGGUUUACACUGCUAGUUUAAUGGACUUACAACUUUUGUUCAUAAGACUUAAUUUCAGGCCUACAGACUCUGUUGGUAAUUAUACCUUUGAGACGGUUCAUUGAUAACUUGCUCCGGUUGUCUUCAAAUGAGCCAUAUCAAAUGUCAGCCACUAAGAAAACGCGACCUUCAGAUGAUUUAAAACUUCUGGCACGAGAUCAUAGUGAUAACGCUAUAAAAAAAAUUGAACUUACGGUUCCUAUUUAACACUGGACAGUCCCAAAAAUACACUGUACAUAAAGCCAAACUCUGGGUCCUUUUUAUUUUCAAGAAAGUGUUUUCCUGACCACAUUUAUUUUUAAUUUGUGUCCAAUUUUCAAUUGUGAUGGUUCUUGAUGAACGUGUGAUUCACCUGUGUAUAUUCUGAACAUCUUUUAAAACUGUACUGCACAUGCUGCUGUAAAAUGUACCCAUCCAAAAUGCUCACACAUUAUUAGAAAUAUUGUUGUACAGUAGGUCUGGGUGAAAAGACAUCUAAGGCAAUUACUACAAAUAAUUACACAAACACUCCUAAAAGCAUCAUUGUUUCAGCUAGAACCAUAUAUUUGAGCAAACUAUUAAAAUCUGUAUUUUACAGUAGUGCAUUUUUAUGGAAUAUACUUUGAUAUAAAUCAAAUAACUAAAAAUGUGUCAUACAAAUAGGAGAGCUCCAGAGUACACACAGUCACCACUAAUGCAAUACCAUAUGCUUAAUAUCUCAAAUGGACAAGGAAAAAUGUCUGCAGGUAUUAUUCAGGGGACAUGUCUAUUUCAGAACCUUUAGGUAAUUUUUAUUUAUGUAUUUAAAGGGACAUGCAUUACUGUGAGACCACUAUCUCAUUUAAUAGCUUUAGGACACCAAUCAAUGUCCUAUUCCUAGGAAUGCUCGAAAAGUGCACUGGGUGUGUUUGACAGUUUUAAAGAUGUGCCGUUGGAAGAUCUCUUUGCCCUGCAACAAUCUAACAGGGGGAGGAGGAGUCUGAUCAGAGAGAUAUAUGCAGGCUUCGGUGUCUGAGAUCUCUUUCGUGCUGCUGCAUAAUGAUUUGUAGGUAGGAGGUAAGGUAAUGGGGAGGCUGGAAAAACUUCUCUAGCUGAGAAGUGUGCUCAACAAUGCAUUUUGACCAAGUUUAGAAACAUUUAUUACAUACUUUUAAAAGUUUAUCUUGCUUUAUUUUGGUUUGUAUAUCAGUUUAAAAGGGUUUGCUACCUGAUUUAAAAAAAUAGUUGUCAAGUCAUGCAUGUCCCUUUUUAAUAAUACGUUAGAACCCAAAUAAUGGAUCUUCUGGAAUAGAGUCAUACUAGGAUAGGAAGUGGAGAAGGAUCAGGCCCCAAAGAGGCAGUUUCCCCCUUUAAUGAAAAUGUAUUGUUGUUAAUCUCCUGCAACUACUUGAGUAGGAAUGACCCACUUAGAAUCUGGAGGGAUAGUGUGAGUGAAACUUUCACCCAACCCUAUUGUACAAUGCAGAAACACUAGACAGCAAUUCAAAAACAAUUGUACUUUAUUUUUAUUUCAUUUGGUCUUCCUCCAUGUCCAGAGAAAUUGGAGAAUCACUAGCUUAUUGUUUUUUUUUUUUUAUAUAUAUUUUUUUACCCAUCUGUUCAUGCUUAAUCUCUGUAUAUUGCAAUAGCUAUUAAUUCAAUGCAAAACCAACUGGUUAACUGUGGUAACAAGAUUUCCUACUUCCAUACUUUUACCUGUAGAAUAUUUUUUACUGAAGUGCUUUGUAAUGUGUUUUAAAUAUUAGCAUUUACAUACUGAAUAAAAAGCUGUAAAUAAUGCA
This is a messenger RNA of Pelobates fuscus (common spadefoot toad), 3124 nucleotides long. RefSeq names its product heparan sulfate 2-O-sulfotransferase 1 (gene HS2ST1). Gene Ontology annotation, cellular component: membrane. The record is from RefSeq and is a predicted model, not a curated record. Gene Ontology annotation, molecular function: heparan sulfate 2-sulfotransferase activity. The coding region runs from base 252 to 1322 and encodes 356 amino acids. The transcript is spliced from 7 exons. Lineage: Eukaryota; Metazoa; Chordata; Amphibia; Anura; Pelobatidae.